CCAUUUUAUAUUAGUUCUUUGAUGUGUGAAUUUCUAUUAGUGCAGUUUAAGAGAAUCAUUUUUUCUUAAUUUCAAGUAAACAAGUAAAUCUUGAGCAGCAAACAACAAAAUGAGUGGAGGUGGGAAUAAUUCUGCACGACCACCACCAAGAAUUGAUGGAAUGAUUUCCCUUAAGGUUGAUAAUUUGACAUAUCGUACUACACCGGAGGAUUUGAGACGUGUAUUCGAGCGAUGUGGUGAGGUUGGAGAUAUCUACAUACCCCGUGAUCGAUAUACUCGUGAAAGUCGUGGUUUCGCAUUUGUUAGAUUUUACGACAAACGUGAUGCAGAGGACGCAUUAGAGGCUAUGGAUGGCCGAAUGCUUGACGGUAGGGAGUUACGUGUACAAAUGGCUCGUUAUGGUCGUCCUACUUCCCCAACACGACGAACAAAUAACAGACGUGGUGGCGGUGGCGGUAGACGCCGUUCUCGUUCACCUGCACGCAGGCGAUCUCGUAGUCCACGACGACGAUCAUAUUCGCCACGUUCAAGAUCUCGUUCAGCAGGUAGUCGUUCACCUGCUCGUCGAAGCAAAUUUUCACGAAGUCCAGUUGGUCGAAAGUCACUAAGCCGUAGUCAAAGUCGCAAUGGUGUAGCUGGACGUAGUGUUUCACGUAGUCGCAGCCGCUCUUAAAUUUCUAACAAAGUCAUUGAUUUAAUAAAUCAGAAUUGCCCAACAUAGUGACCAGUAUGCAUUAAAUACUUUCAUGUGUUGAUUAGCGGCGACUUCAUAUAAAAACGCAGUCUGCGUUUAAUGCUGCUAGAUCAACAGGUACAGCCUUUAAAUAUUUCAAUUGUAGCACUACAAAAACACAAAAAAUUAAUGAAAGAUUGUGGAAGAUAAGAUAAUCAGGAAAAUUAAACGUGCCCCUCAUAUCUUUCUUUUAAAUCUCCCUAAUUUCAUAGAUAUCUCGUUUAACGCAAAUCACAUUAUGUCCGUAUUUCCAUAUUACACCAAAAGCUAAUGUUAAUUAUUUCAAUUAUCAAUUCUCUCUUUGAGGUGUGUAGAAAUACAUAAUAACGUAUGAUUACCCAAAAUAUAAAAUAUGUUUAGACUACAUUUGGUAGAAUGCCAUUAUUAUAUAAGAUUCAUGAGCGAAAAUUAAAUGUGGUCUGGAAAUCUAUAA
Molecule: messenger RNA, 1166 nt
Organism: Bactrocera tryoni
Lineage: Eukaryota; Metazoa; Arthropoda; Insecta; Diptera; Tephritidae
Gene: SC35
Product: serine/arginine-rich splicing factor 2
Exons: 4
Coding region: 110-673 (187 amino acids)
Molecular function (GO): RNA binding
Source: RefSeq, a predicted model, not a curated record